AUGGUUCCUACUACCACGCCUGUGGCUCCUACUACAACACCGAUCGUUCCUUCUACAACGCCUGUGGCUCCUACUACCACGCCUGCAGCUCCUACUACAACACCGAUUGUUCCUACUACCACGCCUGUGGCUCCCACUACCACACCUGUGGCUCCUACUACAACACCGAUUGUUCCUACUACCACGCCUGUGGCUCCUACUACAACACCGAUCGUUCCUUCUACAACGCCUGUGGCUCCUACUACCACACCUGUGGCUCCUACUACAACACCGAUUGUUCCUACUACCACGCCUGUGGCUCCUACUACUACACCGAUUGUUCCUACUACAACACCGAUCGUUCCUUCUACAACGCCUGUGGCUCCUACUACCACGCCUGAGGCUCCUACUACAACACCGAUCGUUCCUACUACCACGCCUGUGGCUCCUACUACCACACCUGUGGCUCCUACUACCACACCUGUGGCUCCUACUACAACACCGAUCGUUCCUUCUACAACGCCUGUGGCUCCUACUACCACGCCUGUAGCUCCUACUACCACGCCUGUGGCUCCUACUACAACACCGAUCGCUCCUACUACCACGCCUGUGGCUCCUACUACAACACCGAUCGUUCCUACUACCACGCCUGUGGCUCCUACUACUACACCGAUCGUUCCUACUACAACGCCUGUGGCUCCUACUACCACGCCUGUGGCUCCUACUACAACACCGAUUGUUCCUACUACCACGCCUGUGGCUCCUACUACAACACCGAUUGUUCCUACUACCACGCCUGUGGCUCCUACUACAACACCAAUCGUUCCUACUACAACGCCUGUGGCUCUUACUACUACACCGAUCGUUCCUACUACAACGCCUGUGGCUCCUACUACAACACCGAUCGUUCCUACUACAACGCCUGUGGCUCCUACUACAACACCGAUCGUUCCUACUACCACGCCUGUGGCUCCUACUACCACGUCUGUGAGCAUCUGUGUUUUCUCGGUCCCGAUGACUCUCCAUCUCUCCUUCAUUGGCUGCUUGCUCUUCGCGGUCCCCGGCGCGGCUAAACUAAGACGCCUUCAAGUCUCUACCACUGACGCUCCCACCUACAGUCCUGGAGCUCGACAGCGUUGUGAUCUUUACUGCCAAAUUCCACCUGAAGCUACUGUACCGUCCUUGUCCACACCACCGUCGACUGACUCGGAAACCUGCGACCGUUAUUGUCAAAGCUUGAAUGGCCCUGCGAGUUACUGUAAAUGGUGGCAGUCGCCUGCUGUUUGUCAAUUCGGUGACCAGUUCUGUGGUGAUCACUCCGAUCGUUCCUACUACCACGCCUGUGGCUCCUACUACAACACCGAUCGUUCCUACUACAACGCCUGUGGCUCCUACUACAACACCGAUCGUUCCUACUACAACGCCUGUGGCUCCUACUACAACACCGAUCGUUCCUACUACAACGCCUGUGGCUCCUACUACAACACCGAUCGUUCCUACUACCACGCCUGUGGCUCCUACUACAACACCGAUCGUUCCUACUACCACGCCUGUGGCUCCUACUACAACACCGAUCGUUCCUACUACCACGCCUGUGGCUCCUACUACAACACCGAUCGUUCCUACUACAACACCGAUCGUUCCUACUACCACGCCGAUCGUUCCUACUACAACGCGUGUAGCUCCUACUACCACGCCUGUGGCUCCUACUACCACGCCUGUGGCUCCUACCACAACACCGAUCGUUCCUACUACCACGCCGAUCGUUCCUACUACUACGCCUGUGGCUCCUACUACCACGCCUGUGGCUCCUACCACAACUACGCCUGUGGCUCCUACUACCACGCCUGUGGCUCCUACUACUACGCCUGUGGCUCCUACUACUACGCCUGUGGCUCCAACUACUACACCGAUCGUUCCUACUACAACGCCUGUGGCUCCUACUACAACGCCUGUGGCUCCUACUACAACACCGAUCGUUCCUACUACCACGCCGAUCGUUCCUACUACCACGCCGAUCGUUUCUACUACAACGCCUGUGUCUCCUACUACAACACCGAUCGUUUCUACUACCACCCCUGUGGCUCCUACCACUACGCCUGUGGCUCCUACUACUACACCGAUUGUUCCUACUACCACGCCUGUGGCUCCUACUACAACACCGAUCGUUCCUACUACAACGGCUGUGGCUCCUACUACAACACCGAUCGUUCCUACUACAACACCGAUCGUUCCUACUACAACGCCAGUGGCUCCUACUACCACGCCUGUGGCUCCUACUACCACGCCUGUGGCUCCAACUACCACGCCGAUCGUUCCAACGGCCACGCCUGUGGCUCUGACGACGACGAUUCCUACUACAACACUCUCGGGGCCCAUCUUUGGGAGCGAUGGAGAUGUUACCACUCAAGCUGGCGAGUGCGACUCUUACUGUUUCUUACUCAACGGUGUGGGGAGCUACUGCAAGUCUUGGCUCAGUCCUCCCGUAUGCCAACUUGGUAA
Perkinsus marinus ATCC 50983 is the source of this 2481-nucleotide messenger RNA. RefSeq lists its product as hypothetical. Lineage: Eukaryota; Perkinsozoa; Perkinsida; Perkinsidae. The record is from RefSeq and is a predicted model, not a curated record. Bases 1 to 2481 code for a protein of 826 amino acids. The transcript has 5 exons.